UCUCGUGAUCAGGGCUUCUCCCUCUUUGAAGAUGUUCUUCGCUGUCGGGAGAAAGCGGAUUCGGCUCGGAACGUGCUUGCUACAAUGCAGCGAUUCCACUUUCUCUUCAACCUACCGGAGGCCAUUCGCAACAAUGUUAAGCAUGUACGAU
Dibothriocephalus latus is the source of this 151-nucleotide messenger RNA. The record is from the annotation of a GenBank genome assembly. Lineage: Eukaryota; Metazoa; Platyhelminthes; Cestoda; Diphyllobothriidea; Diphyllobothriidae.